AGUACUGACACGAUACAACAUUCUUCCAGCACUUCCUCUACUGCACUGUGCACCACUAAUGCAGACCACUUCCUCAAACUAACUGAGUGCAGUAAACAUCUUUAAGUUGCACAGACUGGCACUGAAUGGGUAAAACGGCUGUACCUUUGCAUGCCGGAAGAAGCUGCUCUGACAAGAGUCCUGUCCUGUGAAACCUAAUAAGGGUCUCUGCAGUCCCAAGAGGUGUUUACAUUGUCCACCACCCAGCAAACACGCAGAUCAAAAUGAAGAAACGGGACACACCCCUUAGUAAGCAGCAGUCCACACCCUGCCUUGGGAAAGAAAUGCCACGGCUUUUCCAAAGAAUGUCAAUGAGCGAGGUGGAUGAGAGGGUACGCCUGCUGGCAGAGAAGGUGUUCGCCUCUGCUAUGAAAGAGGAAGACACCAAGGAUGCUAUUGCACUUUUCACUGUGCCAGAGGACUGUCCUAUUGGUCUACAUGAGGACAGGGAGCGGGCACUGCAGAAGGAGAUGGCUGAGCAGCUGUCCCAGGAGGGUGCAAAAAGGAAGAAGAAUUUCAUGUUGAAGCGUUCGCAGUCAGUAUCUUUGCAGAUACCCAUCGGCAGUGACUGGGCCCAGGCUAUGGGACCCUCAAUGCCGCCCACACCUGAACCUUUCCUCCCAGAGGGUUUUCCAGACUUCCAGAGAGUAACCAUCAGUGGAGAUUACUGUGCAGGGAUCACAGUUGAGGAUUAUGAGCAGGCAGCCAAAAGUCUCCUUGGGGCGCUGUUCAUCAGAGAGAAAUACUCUAGAUUGGCCUACCACCACUUCCCCAGGACCACUGCCAAGUUCCUCCGCAAUGCCCAAGAUGAGAAAUGGAGGGAGGAGAAUGAGAUUCUUCCAGACACCUUGCCUCCCCCUCAUGAAGGGGAGGAUCUGUACUCCAUGGAGGGUAUUCCUGAGGACCUGAACUAUGAGCUGCAGAUGAAAGAUGGCAUAGUUCACGUUUACGACAAUGCCGAGGCCCUGAAACAACAGCAGCCUCACAGUCUCCCUUACCCUGACAUUGAGACCUUUGCCAUAGACCUGAGUCACGUCCUUGCAAUGAUAGCCGACGGCCCAACGAAAACCUACUGUCACAGACGGCUGAACUUCUUGGCCUCUAAAUUCUACCUCCAUGAAAUGCUGAAUGAAAUGGCAGAGCUCAAAGAGCUAAAAAGUGUUUCACACAGAGACUUCUACAACGUUAGAAAGGUGGACACACAUAUACACGCUGCUGCUUGCAUGAAUCAAAAGCAUCUGCUGAAAUUUAUAAAGGCCACGUACCAGACAGAGGCAGAUCGCGUGGUCUUGGAGAAGGGCGGUAAGAAGAUCACACUCAAGGAAGUCUUCAGCAACCUCAACAUGGACCCCUAUGACCUCACCGUAGACUCUCUGGAUGUGCAUGCUGGAAGACAAACAUUUCAUCGCUUUGACAAGUUCAACUCCAAGUACAACCCAGUGGGAGCCAGCGAACUGCGAGAGAUUUUCUUGAAAACAGACAACUACAUCAAAGGGGAAUAUUUUGCACGUCUCAUCAAGGAAGUUGCCAAAGAGCUGGAGGAGAGCAAGUAUCAGCAUGCUGAGCCCCGUCUGUCGAUUUACGGCCGCUCUGCCAGUGAGUGGGAGAGCCUAGCAAACUGGUUCAUCCAGCAUAAGGUCUACUCACCCAACAUGAGAUGGAUGAUCCAGAUUCCAAGGAUCUAUGACAUCUUCAGGUCAAAGAAAUUAGUACCACACUAUGCCAAAAUGCUGGAGAAUGUUUUCCUCCCCCUCUUUGAGGCUACAGUCAAUCCACAAAAGCACAAAGCAAUACAUGUAUUCUUGAAAUACGUAACAGGAUUUGACAGCGUGGAUGACGAGUCCAAACACAGUGACCACAUGUUCUCUUACAAAAGCCCAAAGCCUGAGGCGUGGACGACGAAUGACAACCCUCCCUACACGUACUACCUGUUCUACAUGUACGCCAACAUCAUGGUGCUCAACAACCUGCGCAAGGAGCGAGGACUGAACACCUUCCAGUUUCGUCCCCACUGUGGUGAGGCCGGCUCCAUCACCCACUUGGUUACCGCCUUCCUCACGGCCGACAACAUCUCCCAUGGACUCAACCUUAAGAAGAGUCCAGUGUUGCAGUACCUGUACUACUUGGCCCAGGUCCCGAUCGCCAUGUCACCACUGAGCAACAACAGCCUUUUCCUGGAGUACUCCAAGAAUCCUCUACGAGAGUUUCUGCAGAAAGGCCUGUGUGUGUCGCUGUCCACUGACGACCCCAUGCAGUUCCACUAUACCAAGGAGGCCUUGAUGGAGGAGUAUGCCAUCGCAGCCCAGCUGUGGAAGCUGAGCACUUGUGAUUUGUGUGAGAUCGCCAGAAACAGUGUGUUGCAGAGCGGACUCUCGCAUCAGGAGAAGAAACACUUCAUUGGUUCCAACUACCUUCAGGAAGGACCAGAGGGCAACGAUAUUCGGAGGACAAAUGUGGCACAGAUCCGCAUGUCCUACCGCCACGAGACACUGUGCAACGAGCUCAGUUUUCUUGUGGAUGCAGUGAAGGCAGACGUUGGCACUAGCCCAUGCGAGUGAUUGACCAUGGCAGCACAAACUGGGCCUGAGCAUUUUCUCAGUGAUGAAGGGCCAUAGGUCAGAUGCCGCAUGCAAUUUUUAGGCCAGAUUUUUAAAAAGGGGGCUCUUAUUUGGUGCAGAAAUCUGGCAUGGUGAACCAUGCAGCAUGAGAAAAACUUGAUUUCUGAACUGUAUUUUAAGCUGUAUCUAUACAUUUUGCCAAUCACUGUGUGCCACAUUUUAUUGUGUUAAAGGUUUAUUUUCUUUUUAAGGGUGUGAAGUGUACUCGUGGAUUCGGAUAUAUGAAUGGGCAUCAGCCAUAAAAUCUGAUUUAGAUUUGACAUAUUCACAAGUUCUUUGUAAAGGAACUGAUUUUCUUUGUACUUUCCUGUCACGUGCACACACUCAUGUUACAAAAGGACUAUAGAACAGAAAUGUAAUGUAGAAAAAAGAAAUAGACAGACCAAUUUAAUGCUAAGUAAGUACGCCUUUUGUGUGAAAAGACUGAUUGGAAUUAUCUUCUUUUUUAUGUUUUUCAUUUUACAUAGUUUUUCAUAUGUAAAUAAAGGCUGCAGAACAGUCA
Acanthopagrus latus (yellowfin seabream) is the source of this 3159-nucleotide messenger RNA. It is a transcript of the gene ampd3b, whose product is annotated as adenosine monophosphate deaminase 3b. Gene Ontology annotation, molecular function: AMP deaminase activity. The transcript has 16 exons. NCBI's taxonomy places the organism in Eukaryota, Metazoa, Chordata, Actinopteri, Spariformes, Sparidae. Gene Ontology annotation, biological process: IMP salvage; AMP metabolic process. The record is from RefSeq and is a predicted model, not a curated record. Gene Ontology annotation, cellular component: cytosol. Bases 264 to 2597 code for a protein of 777 amino acids.